CCUCCCUCCUCCUGGAGCCCCGCCCCCGCCCUGGAGCGGCGCACCUGGACGCGGCAGCAGGUAAAGGUGAGGAAGACUCGGUGUCGACGGUUGCAAAGAAGACGCAGACUGAGCGGAAGAGGAAGAGGCGGCGGUGGAACUGACAAGACAACAGAGAGUCUCUUGUCUGGUUUACAUAUAAAACCCGGCAGCAUGGGUGAAGCCCCAGUGAGAGAAGAUGGUUCAGUGACUCGAUCAGCAGAGUAUGUGGGCUCGUUUCCUGUGGACGACCGCUGUUUGGACGACCAGAUGGAGCAACUGCACUCUCAGCUGAAGUUCGUGAAAACAUGCAGGAGAACACGACCGGUGUCCCUCAAAUUCUCCACCAAAGGUGUGAAAAUGUACAACGAGGAUGAAACGACCCUCCUCAUGGCUCACGCCCUGCGCAGGGUCUCUCUGUCCACCGCCCGUCCUACCGAUGCCCAGUUUGCCUUCGUCUCCCACAACCCAGGAAGUGCCGACGUCCAACUCUACUGCCAUGUCUUUCAAGCAAGGCACGCCAGAGCGGCCCAGUUCCUGAACCUGCUGCUGUGCCGCUGUUUCCAGCUGUCGUACUUGGAGAAGCAUCCGGACGAGGCCCAGGACGACUCCGUCGGUUCGCUGCCUCGUCGGAACCCGUCACUGCUCAACCACGGCUUCCCGCUCAGCGUCAGCGCCCUGGUGUCUUUCAGGAGAGCCCCUUUCCAGGGGCUGUUGCCAGGCAUCAAGAAAACUCAGAAGUCUUCCGAAAACCCCCAAAGCUGCCAUGAUGAAGUCUUUCCCACCUCCUCCCCCUCCCUGGUUCGCAAGAAAGCCAUCCGCACCAAAGCUCUGUGCUCUGGGGCGUACCGCUCCUUCACUUUCACACCUCUCAAACAGCGUGUUGUCCAGGAGCGCCUGAACGCAUCACAAGCAGAAAAAGCAGAAGGCGAAACAGCAGCGAGGAGAUCCCGCGCUCCGAGCCUCGCCGAGACAGAAGAAGCUCUGGCUCGAGCGGUGUGGUGUUGGGCUGGUAUCGCAACUGACAACAGCUACUCGUUGCUGGCAGAUGAUGUUCUGGGUUCCUACCUCCUGUGUCCUCAUCCUAAAAAACCCUCAUGUGGUUCUCUCAUCAUUCGCGUCCCCUCCGGCCUGAACACCCAACUCAUAAAAAACACUCAGACGGGGAAAUUCCUGCUCGAGAAAUGCAAGACUGAGUUCAUUUCCAUAGCUGAGCUGAUCGAACACUACACAGAGACUCAGGACGAGCUGCCGAGUCUCCUGAGCUGUGCCAGAGUGAACCACUGUUACGAGUGGGAGGAGACCACCAGCCACCAGCCGGUGAAGUUACACAAGGGCUUCAACAAAGACAAAAUUAAAAGUACCUCCAGAAAAUGGUUUUAAACCCUGAAACGUGGACUGCCAACGUCUGAGGAUCCCGAACACAGAAACCUUUUCUUUCUUUUGCACGUACCUUUUUGUCAUUGUUGUGGAGACGCUUCACAAACUAUAAUCCACCUAUUAACAGUGUUGGCACUUAAUGUAUGUACACAAGUCAUUUCGUUGAAUGGUACUUCAUUGUCAAUGAUGUAAUAUUGUGUGCUUGCUGCUUUUGUCUUUCUGUGUGUGUAUAUAUAUGUGUGUGUGUAUAUAUAUAUAUAUAUAUGUGUGUGUAUGUGUAUAUAUAUAUAUAUAUAUAUAUAUAAUUUUUUAAAAGUAUUUUUACAUGUGCCUGUGGGGCGUCAGGAGUUUAUUAGUGUUUUUAUUGCAUGACUACUGAUGAUAACUUUAAAUGAGUGGAAUUGAUACCCUCACAUUAGUGCCCCCAAAGCUGUUUUUUUCUUACUUUUCUUGCAUUGUAAAUACAUUAUGCAAAUAUAUUUUAUCGAAUUUGAUUCUUAUUUCCUUUUUGUAGAUGAGAAAUCAUCCACUGAGCUUUUUCUCCUUAAAUGUCCAAAAAUCUUUUGGAAAAAAAGUUUUCACGCACAUUGACGUCAGAUUGACAAACUCAUUUUUCUUUUAUGGAAAAAACAACAACAGUCAAAACAUGAGUUUUGACUGUUGUUCAGCAAUGAUCGGUUGUGUCCAGAUCAUCACUUCAUCACUUACCGUGUCCACGUGCAUCAGGCGAUGUGGAAGAGUUCAACAUGUACAUUUCAUGUUUGUCUCAUUGGUCUGACUCACUGUUGUGUUUCACGACCAUGGAUCAAUGUUGAGAUAAUUAACCCGACAACUUGCAGUGGAGUUACGGUUUUAGGGUUAAAGACACGGGGGGGAAGUUUCAAAUAGAGAAGUGGACCGAUCAUGAAAAACUGAAAUAAAGAGAAACAAGGAACGGAAUCAG
Scophthalmus maximus (turbot) is the source of this 2341-nucleotide messenger RNA. RefSeq names its product SH2 domain-containing protein 5. Gene Ontology annotation, cellular component: postsynaptic density. The transcript has 10 exons. The record is from RefSeq and is a predicted model, not a curated record. Bases 193 to 1401 code for a protein of 402 amino acids. NCBI's taxonomy places the organism in Eukaryota, Metazoa, Chordata, Actinopteri, Pleuronectiformes, Scophthalmidae.